AAGAGCAAGUGCUCUUUUAUGCAUUUUUUUUAUCCGGUUUGUUCGGAUCCCAGGCGACGGAGGUGAGAGUGAGGUGGAGUUCAAUCCCAUUUUCGUGAGUCAUGAUCCCCAAAUUGGAUUGGAGCGUACUGGUUGAGGCGGCUGAUGGGCUGGGUCUUCUCCAUGGCUUACCUGCAGAACUGGUCACAGACUAUGAGAAGAAUGACGACUUCCUGUGUAAAAUACACAGGGUUUUGCUGGAGGUGAAGGUGCUGGAGGGCUGUCUGCAGUGCCCAGAGUCUGGCCGUGAGUUCCCCAUCUCCUUGGGGGUUCCCAACAUGCUGCUGAAUGAGGCAUAGAGGAGAGUGGUUGGGUUGGGGGGGGGUUGGUUACCCCCAACAUGGGCUCUUAGAUGUACAGAGAGAAAUACACCACUUAUCCAUACGGUAACCCCCCAUUUGCCCUUCUCCACCAUCUCACACCAACCAUUCAUUGUAUGGGACUGCUGGCAUUAGAAGUGAGGGCAAAAAAUUGAUUCCUGUUUAAGACUGUAUAGGAAGAAAUAUAUGUUGAAGUGGUUAUAUAGUACAGUACAUGGGGCAAUGGGAUGUGAAUACACCGCCGCCCCCAGAAAACCACAGAACUGAUCUGAAUGCUUCUAUGUUGUCCAAUAUCUGGGAGAUGAUUUUGUUUAAUUUAUUAAUUUAAUAAAAAGUAUAAUUCCUUGG
Salvelinus sp. IW2-2015 is the source of this 707-nucleotide messenger RNA. Its product is annotated as multifunctional methyltransferase subunit TRM112-like protein. Gene Ontology annotation, biological process: tRNA methylation; rRNA (guanine-N7)-methylation; peptidyl-glutamine methylation. NCBI's taxonomy places the organism in Eukaryota, Metazoa, Chordata, Actinopteri, Salmoniformes, Salmonidae. Gene Ontology annotation, molecular function: protein heterodimerization activity. The record is from RefSeq and is a predicted model, not a curated record.